Juglans microcarpa x Juglans regia is the source of this 1648-nucleotide messenger RNA. RefSeq names its product beta-1,3-galactosyltransferase 7-like. Gene Ontology annotation, molecular function: beta-1,3-galactosyltransferase activity. The coding region runs from base 122 to 1294 and encodes 390 amino acids. The transcript is spliced from 11 exons. Gene Ontology annotation, cellular component: Golgi membrane. The record is from RefSeq and is a predicted model, not a curated record. Lineage: Eukaryota; Viridiplantae; Streptophyta; Magnoliopsida; Fagales; Juglandaceae.
UUUAUAGACGAAGACCGAAACAAAGAAUCAAAUCUUGUCAACCAUUAAAGGGCACUUCUUCCUCGCGCCCUCUCUCUCCCUCUCAAGUCGACCCGGAUACGCAGAAACAUCAUUGCAGAGAAUGAGAAACAGGAGCACUGAGAAAAUCUCCGCCAAAUGGAUUCCCAUUUUCUGCAUCUUUUCGUUCUUUCUUGGCGUUCUCAUCACCGGCAGGACGUGGCUCCCAUCCGAAUCCAACAUUCAGCUCAUGUCUCUCCGUCGACGUGAACAAGAGCUGCAGGUUGUCACCGACGAGUUGACCACUAAAACGAACUCGGCACCGGAUAACGAUUUAAUGGAGAGAACGCACGAAGCACUUCAAUCUCUUGAUAAGCAGAUAUCGGUUCUCAAUAUGGAGUUAUCGGUGACUCGAAGUUCUCGGGAAAUUGGGAUCUCCGACGGCUCUGCCGCCAUCUCUUUGUUGUCCAAUGAGAGGAAGAAAGUGUUCAUGGUUAUUGGAAUCAAUACCGCUUUCAGUAGUAGAAAGCGGCGUGAUUCAGUCAGAGAAACUUGGAUGCCUCAAGGUGAAAAGCUUGUCCAGUUGGAGCGCGAGAAGGGAAUUGUGAUCCGGUUCAUGAUUGGCCACAGUGCAACAUCCAACAGCAUCUUAGAUCGAGCUAUUGACUCAGAAGAUGCUCAGCAUCACGACUUUCUCAGGCUGGAGCACGUUGAAGGGUACCAUGAGUUGUCGGCAAAAACAAAAAUCUUCUUUGCCACUGCUGUUGCAAAAUGGGACGCUAACUUCUAUGUCAAGGUGGAUGAUGAUGUCCAUGUCAAUUUGGGUAUGCUAGCUACAACUCUUGCGCGUCACCGUUCAAAACCCAGAGUCUACAUUGGGUGUAUGAAAUCUGGACCUGUUCUUUCUCGAAGAGAUGUCAAGUAUCACGAACCAGAGUACUGGAAAUUUGGAGAAGAGGGGAAUAAAUACUUCCGACAUGCAACUGGGCAGAUAUAUGCAAUUUCAAAGGAUCUAGCCAUAUACAUUUCCAUCAACCAGCCUAUAUUGCAUAAGUAUGCCAAUGAAGACGUGUCACUUGGUUCAUGGUUUAUUGGUCUUGAAGUUGAGCAAAUUGAUGACCACAGUAUGUGCUGUGGGACACCACCAGAUUGUGAGUGGAAGGCAACUGCAGGUAAUGUUUGUGUUGCUUCAUUUGAUUGGAGCUGUAGUGGGAUCUGCAAGUCAGUGGAGAAGAUCAAGUACGUUCAUUCAAAGUGUGGCGAAGGGGAUGGUGCUGUUUGGAGUGCUUUAUUUUAGAUCAGCUUGGGGGUGAGUGUCGUCCCAAGGCCGACAAGGAUUCUGAGAUUUUUUAAUGACGUCCAGCAACAUUGUUGGCAGCAGUUUAGAGCAUUUUAAAUAGUUAAUAGUGUUCAUAUAUCUACGAUAUACGAGUCCAUGAUUACUUCUCAGCCCCGUAAGGGCUGGUGAAUUUAGUUAUACGGAAGUUGUUCAUUCAAGCUUUUGUCAUCAAAUCUCAAAAUUUACUUUUUUUUUUCCUUAAAGUGUGGGGAUUUGAAGGCGAAGGUAUAAAUUAGUACACAAUUCAAUAUUCUAUUCUUGUUUGUUCUGUUUGGACUUAGGAUUUAAAUGUAACUUCAUGGUUAGGUUUCA